Molecule: messenger RNA, 2921 nt
Organism: Trichogramma pretiosum
Lineage: Eukaryota; Metazoa; Arthropoda; Insecta; Hymenoptera; Trichogrammatidae
Gene: dare
Product: NADPH:adrenodoxin oxidoreductase, mitochondrial
Exons: 3
Coding region: 451-2508 (685 amino acids)
Biological process (GO): 7-methylguanosine mRNA capping; ubiquinone biosynthetic process
Cellular component (GO): nucleus; mitochondrion; cytoplasm
Molecular function (GO): methyltransferase cap1 activity
Source: RefSeq, a predicted model, not a curated record
GUCAUUGAGCUUAGUUGCCGGUACACAACACUUAUGUCAUGUAAUAUUUAUGAGAAGAUGAAACCUGUACAACAAGUCGACGACAAACUACUCACCUGCUCCACGGUUUAUUUCGAAUUUCUGUAUCGAACAACGUAAAAGACUUAAUUAAGUAGGUUAAACAUAUGGUGAAAUUUAUGAAUGAUUCUCGGUCAAGGAGUUUCAACCAAUCUCCGUCAUUUGGCACCGUUAAUAUGAAAGUAAAAAAUAUUUCUUCAAUCACUUUUGUCGUCUUCGCACAGAUCAAAUCGCAGUAGUCAAUGUAUACCAUUGUUUGAAUCAACUCUAAUAUCAAUCAUAUGAUACAUACUGGAUUUGAUUUUUCUCUUAAAAUUAUUCUUGCUUAGUGGAUACAUCAUAUGUAAACAAGUAGAUUAGGCAAUUGUACACUUUCUAUUUGAUCUAUUAAAAAUGGAAAGUUUUUCCGAAAUGCGAGAAAGUGCAGAAAAAAUGUUUUACAAAUCAUUUACAAUUGAGGGUAAUCAAAAUUACAAGCUCCCUUUACCUGAGUCUAUGUUUGUAAAAAAACCUUGGAUUAUUGAAGAAUUGCAAAAUUUAAAGACUCUCCUCAAUGAAGUUAAAUCAAAAUUAAAUUGCUAUCCAUUAUCCAAGUGGCAUAAACACACUACAAACAGAAAUAAAGCCAAAGAUAUAGAAUGGCGAUUACGCAAAGAAUAUGAUCCAGAAUUAUUAACCCAAGCCUGGUGUAAAUUUCAUGAAAUAAUAUCAAAGUAUCCACUGAUUUCAAAAGACUUAAUUAUUGAAAAUAACUAUGAAUUUUCAAGUUUGCAUUUGUGUGAAGCUCCUGGUGCUUUCAUUACUUGUUUGAAUCAUUGGUUAAAAACAAAUUUAUUAGCAACGCGUUGGAACUGGCUUGCCACAACGCUGAAUCCUUAUUAUGAAGGAAAUAAGCAUUGCAAUAUGAUAAGUGAUGAUCGUUUAAUUAGACAUACUCUGGAUAAUUGGUUUUUUGGAGAAGAUUACACAGGAAAUUUGUUAUCUUGUGAAAAUUUAGAAGCACUGUUAAAGAUAUAUGAAUCAAAAGGCAAAGUUAGUGUAGUUACCGCUGAUGGAAGCAUUAAUUGUACAAAUGAUCCAAGCGAACAAGAACUAAUUGUAUCCCCUUUACAUUAUUGUGAAGUGGUGGCUGCUUUACAUGUUUUACAAACUAAAGGGAACUUUUUAUUAAAAAUUUUCACAAUAUUUGAACACCAAUCCAUCUGCUUGAUAUACUUUUUAUCUUGUUCGUUUCAAACUAUUCAUUUUUAUAAACCUGUCACCAGUAAAGAAGGUAACUCAGAAGUUUAUGUGAUAUGUCUUGGAUUUAAAGGUUUUGAAUUUAUUCUACCACAUCUAAAAAUACUCAAACAACAAUAUGGGAAAACAUGUUCUUUGCCCAUGUUUGAUAAAAAAGACAUUCCAGAACAUUUUAUUAAACAAGUAAUUUCAUGUGCUUCACUAUUUAAAAAGUUUCAAUGUGAAGUCAUAGAAAAUAACAUAAAAGCUUAUGAAUCAAAUACAGGAUUGAACUAUUAUAGUAUUAAAACAAUAGCUAAAAUUGUAGCAGACAAAUACAUGAUAAAUUUUCCAAUAACAAAAUUACAUGAAGCUUUGCAAGUAGUUGGUAAUACAGAAUUAAAGAAAUGGAAAAGUCUUUUCUGGGUAACUCAAGUAACAGAAUCAUAUAAUGAAAUAUUAUAUAAAAGAAGUUUAAGUCCAAUUAAGCUAUUGUUUUAUCAAGCAGAAAAAAUCCCCAAAUUGUCAAACUUUGAUACAAUUUCAGAGAAUUUAAAUUUUAGUUUCAAGGGAUUUCAUUGUAAUUUCAUUAUAAAGGAAGGAAAACAAUUUACUAAUAUCUUAAGUUCAAGAUUUUGCACUGUGCAGGUUGCUGAAAUUUUUGAAAUUUUAUUCAAAAUUGCUAAUGAAGAAAAAGAAAUAGUUUUACCAAAUGCAAAAAGUCUUUCAAGAUUCGUAAAUGAGAUGCAAUUAGACAAACAAUAUAAAUUAGUUUAUUUUGAAUUUACAAAAAUGUAUGCUAAUAAUGAUGUAAUGAGUAAGCUUAUUAACAUUUUUUGUACAUUGAAUGUGGGAGAUAACUUGGCAUUUUUCGGAUUUUUGUUACUUACACAAUUGAAUGUGGGUAUUUUGUUUUUACUCUCUGACACAUUUGAAGAUGUAGAAUUUGGUGUAAAUGAGCAGAUAGGAUUUUAUAUUUUAUUCAAAAACUUGACGAAAAAUGAUUAUGUUUUAAAAAAUAUUCAAGAUAUUAAAGAAAAAUUGCAAGUUAUGGAUAUAAAAAACAAAACAGUAUUGUCAAUUGUGCCUAUAACACAAAUUUAUGAUUCAGAAAUAUAUGAAUAUAUAGAAAAAAUCAACACCUGGAUAGCAAAGUUUUGCAUUGAUUACAUUGCAUCUUUAAAUAAUAAGCUAUUUGAAUGUACAGAAACCGAAGUAGUUAAUACUCAAUAACAAUGAUAAUUAUAAAAUGUGAUAAGAGAUUUGAGAGUUAUCUCUUACAUUUUAAGUAGAAGUCUGUUAUUAUAUAAUGAAUUAUAUAUUAAUGAUAUUUUUUAAUGUUUUAAAUCGAGAUUAUGUUGGAAAUUGUUGGUGAUACAAAGAAAAUCAUUUACGAUUUCCGAAAGUAAUCAAUUCAAAUAACAACUACUAGGCUAAUUUUUUAGUGUUUUUUCGGACAAUUCUUUUUACGAAAACGAAUAUUAGAUUCAAAUCUGCUGAAAUAUCUUAUAUUUUUGUUAAUAUAUUUAUGUUAUUAAUGGCCCGUUAAAUAUUGUAUUUCUGAUUGGUUUGUGUCGGUUAAAGAUAAGAUCGUGAGAUGCAUUGACGCUGUUAUAAUAAAAGUAUUAAGCAUACUUCGUUGGUUG